UCUCUGUGAAGUAGCUGUCAGAGCUCUGAACUGGAGACCUGGUCACCCACAGCCUGGGUGAAAAAGUCUGGCACACACACAUUCACAGCACCGUCCCCCCUGUGUUUGUGCUGAGAGUGGAAGAUUCCAUUGAAAGGCUGCUCUGAUCUUCAUUCUUGCUAGUUUAGCCCCAGCAGAUAAGGGAGACCUGAGAGGUGCCAGCUGGUGCAGGGGUCUGUGUGCUCCUCUCUGGAUGGAAGCCCUGGGACAUGGCUGGACUUAUACUGGGCUGCCUUGGUCUGAUCUGUGCCACAGCUAUAACCAAUGGAGUACAAGUUACAAUGCCUGAACACAAGAAAGCAGUCAUGCUUUUCCAAUCGACAUUGCUACGUUGCAAAUACUCCACGUCUUCUACUCAACCAGUCAUGGUCCAAUGGAAAUACAAAUCGUUCUGCCAGGAUCGCACAGAGGAAGCCCUGGGGAUUGGGAAAGUGCCAAGCAAGACAAACAUGGGUAAUCAGUAUUUGGACUGUGCAGAUGGCAGUAGGACAGUUCGGAUUGUGGCAUCUAAGCAAGGGAAUACAAUGACAUUGGGGGAUUUCUACAAAGGAAGGGAUAUCACCAUCGUGAAUGAUGCUGAUCUGCAAUUUGGAAAUGUGCACUGGGGAGACAGCGGGCUCUAUUACUGUCUUGUUGUUACGUCUGAUGACGUGGAAGGGAAAAAUGAGGAUCGUAUAGAAGUCCUUGUAAUGGGCAAGACAGGGGUGCUUGUCGAUCUCUUGCCCAGCUUUGAAGUGGAAAUAAUGCCAGAAUGGGCGUUUGUCUGUCUGGUGGUACUCGGCACUUUCCUCUUCUUCGUGAUGGUGGGGAUUUGCUGGUGUCAGUGCUGCCCCCACAGCUGCUGCUGUUAUGUCCGGUGCCCUUUCUGCCCUGAGACGUGUUGCUGCCCAAGAGCCCUAUAUGAAGCAGGGAAAGCUGCCAAAGUUGGUUACCCUCCGACGGUUCCUACAGCCUGCCCACCAUAUUACAUAUCAACUGCUCCUGUGCCGCCUGUGCCAGCUCCAAUGUUAAUGGAAAAGCAGCAUGUGCCCCCUCUAGUCCAGAGUGACUCAUUAGGCGGGCAAAAUGCUGUGCGCAAAGGUUACAGGAUUCAGGCCGACAAAGAAAGGGAUUCCAUGAAAGUCCUGUAUUACGUAGAAAAAGAACUGGCGCAGUUUGAUCCAGCACGGAGAAUGAGAGAAAGAUAUAGCCACACUAUUUCAGAGCUCAGCUCACUCCAUGAAGACUCGCAUAUUAACCGCUCCUACCGCCAAGUGCGCAGAAAGCCACUCCCAUCCAGCUGCAACAACGACGGAGACGCAGAGUAUUGGUCAGGGGUCAUUGGUGCAACAGCAAGACCCUCAACUUGUUCCAAACUGAGGGAUGAGAGAGAAAACUUCAGGAGUAGUCUGCAGAGACCAACAUCUGAGGUAUUAGAAAGAAAAUCUUUUCCUAUGGCAGUUCAGGCAGUGUCAACAGAUGAAUUAGCUGCCUUUGCAGACUCCUAUAAACAAAGAUCUCGGAGGUCCGAAAGCCGGGGCCCAAGUGCAGCACCUCGGUUUGAGAGGUCGGAGUUAAGAGGAAGAUCUAUGUACCAGGACAGCUCUCCUGAUGACUACUAUGGGAAACGAAGUCAUGGAAGAGAACUAUUUUCAGACAAUGAAAGAGGCUGGUCAUUUAGCCCAUCUAGGAUACGCGCUCCAGAGGACAAACAUCUGCCCAAACGGAUAUCCAGAAUGGGGCAGAGUUAUGAUGACGCUUAUCUUAGCAGUAUUCUUGAAAGGAAAACAAGGGGUCUUGAGGAAACUAGUAUAACCCCAUCCAAACUGAGCUUGCGGCAAAAUUCAGGUCGCAGCUAUGGUCGAUCUCCAACAUUCAAGACUGGAGAAGGAAAAGACCACAAAGUAGAGGAAGAAGACUCACUUCCUCCCUACAGUGAACGAGAGCUUGCAAGGGCUCUCCCAUUUCGUUCAAGGGAACAUUCCUAUCUCAACGCCUCAGACAAGAGGAAGAAAAAGGAGCAGCCCAGUAAAACAGUGAGAAAAGCCUUCUUUUUUUACAUGAAUGGGUCACAGGCCAAAUGGGGUUGGAGGGCAUUGUCAAAGAUAUAAGAGUGGGGGUAUGCGUGUGUGAGGACGUUUAUUAUACAAAAUAUUGUGCCAUUUUAAAAUGUCUGUGGAUCAUUAACAUGAUACAAGUUGAAAAAAAUGCAUGCUGUGUAAAAACAGCUCUUGUACCUUUAAUAUUGUCGGAGCACAUUUCAAAAGGGGACGUGUGAUUGUCCUCUUUUUGGUUAUGUCAAUAAAAAAACAACAACAAAAAUGGGCUGUUCGAAAAAUUCCAUGCUUUUGACAUUGGGUGUUAAACUAUGUUUAUUUUUUCUAUACUGUACAUUGGAAACUCCUCCAGUUGUAAUUUGUCUUGUGCAGGCAUGGUUGAAAUUGGGACAUUUGUUCAAGUCAAAUUUCUUUGUAAACAAAUAAACAAAUGCAAUAUGGGAUUCUGGGUGGUUCCAACUCUUUUAGGUAAUUUUGUUGUUAUUUGAUUAUCAUUCUGGAACUCAGAAUGAUUUGAUUUGUGGUAGAAACAUGAUCUGAACGUUAUCUGCUCUGCUGUAGCUGGUUCCAAAAUGUAACUGUACUAGACAAUGAUACCUAUAAAUUGAAAUGAUCAAAUAUCUCCCCUAAUCUAUAGAAGUUAGAAUCUCAUCCUACAGGUAAUAAAACUGGUUGUUUCAUUGCUGCUUGUAAUAACUACCAAAUUUACUUUAAGUUGAAACUGUCAGUGUGGCAGCUACUUAAUGUCAACAGUAAAUGUUGUAAACAUAAAACUAAAUAUAUUAAAAAUUAUAGCUGCUUUAUGUUUCUUGUCAAUGCUGUAGUUAUAAUUGUUUUCUAUAUAUUUUACAUGUGGUUUUACACAAACAUUGAGGGAAACAUCCACUGAGGAAGACACAAAAAAGUCAGUAUUUCAGUAUAUCACCAUAUUGAUACAGAUAUAGAAAGUUCCAUCCUGUCAUUGUUCCAUAUGUGUUUUUACCUCAUGAGUCAUACAUUAUGGACAUCUAUCCAUUAAGUCUAAGAACAGCCCUGAUAAAAGAUAGAAUGUCCAUGUUCUGUGUCAGCUUCUCUGUCAAUUCCAUCAGCUAGUGCAUAGUCUGUGUAUUCCCCAUUGUACCAUUCCCUGUGCAAAGCCUGAAUGCAUUGUGUAAGCAAAGGGUUCCAAGACCUUUUAAUUUAGGACUGGACUGUCAACUGGGAUUGUUCACUUGUCUUACCCCCAAGACUGGUAGUUUUAUCAUUUUGGUUUUUCCAUUUCGUCAUGUUCAUUUCUUACUGUUUAUUAUUUU
Messenger RNA from Pelobates fuscus (common spadefoot toad), 3367 nucleotides. It is a transcript of the gene ILDR2, whose product is annotated as immunoglobulin like domain containing receptor 2. Gene Ontology annotation, cellular component: membrane. Lineage: Eukaryota; Metazoa; Chordata; Amphibia; Anura; Pelobatidae. Gene Ontology annotation, biological process: pancreas development. The coding region runs from base 249 to 2129 and encodes 626 amino acids. The record is from RefSeq and is a predicted model, not a curated record. The transcript is spliced from 9 exons.